Molecule: messenger RNA, 2829 nt
Organism: Micropterus salmoides (largemouth bass)
Lineage: Eukaryota; Metazoa; Chordata; Actinopteri; Centrarchiformes; Centrarchidae
Gene: dync1li1
Product: dynein, cytoplasmic 1, light intermediate chain 1
Exons: 13
Coding region: 54-1511 (485 amino acids)
Biological process (GO): microtubule cytoskeleton organization; microtubule-based movement
Cellular component (GO): centrosome; cytoplasmic dynein complex
Molecular function (GO): dynein heavy chain binding
Source: RefSeq, a predicted model, not a curated record
AGCACACAGCUGCUACAUCCGGGCGCUCUGCUUGGUUUACAAACCCUGCGAAGAUGGCGACUUCAGGGAGGAGUGCAUUAUUAUCCUCCACGUCCACUGGACCUAAAAGCACACUGGAGAACUCCAACCCGGAGGAGGAUGACGGACAAGACUUAUGGUCCACCAUCCUGAGUGAAGUGUCAACCCAUUCAAGAUCAAAGCUACCGUCUGGGAAAAAUGUCCUGGUCAUGGGUGAGGUGGGUUCGGGGAAGACCACCUUGGUUGCAAAGUUACAGGGGAUUGAAGAGUACAUGAAAGGGCGUGGCCUGGAAUACCUUUACUUCAGUGUCCAUGACGACGACAUUGAUGACCACACUCGGUGUAAUGCCUGGGUGUUAGACGGAGACCUUUACCACAAAGGUCUGCAGGGAGUAGCUGUGCCAGUGGAUUCGAUCAGCAACACUUUGCUGCUGAUAACACUUGACAUGUCACGGCCGUGGAACGCCCUGGACUCCCUUCAGAAGUGGGCUGCCGUCGCUAGGGAACACAUCGACAAACUCCGGGUCGCUCCGGAAACGCUGCGGGAGCUGGAGCACAGACUUGUAAAACAGUUCCAGGAGUACACAGAGCCAGGCAGUGGGGAGGAUGGCACCCCGCAGAGGAGGAGCGAAGAUGAGGAGAGUGUGCUGCUGCCGUUAGGCGACAACACACUCACACACAACCUGGGAAUACCAGUGGUGGUGGUCUGCACCAAGUGUGACGCCAUCAGCACAUUGGAGAAGGAGCAUGACUACAGAGACGAACACCUGGACUUCAUCCAGUCUCACAUCAGACGUUUCUGUCUGCAGUAUGGGGCGUCUCUUGUUUACACAUCGGUGAAGGAGAUGAAAAACCUGGACAUCCUGUACAAAUAUCUGGUUCACAGACUCUAUGGCUUUCCCUUCCACAGCCCGGCACAAGUGGUGGAAAGAGAUGCCGUUUUCAUUCCAUCAGGUUGGGACAAUGAGAAGAAGAUUGCCAUACUACACGAGAACUUCCAGACAGUAAAAGCAGAUGACAGCUUUGAGGACGUAGUAGUCAAACCGCCAGUCAGAAAGAUUGUUCAUGAAAAGGAGAUUCAAGCAGAAGACGACCAAGUGUUUCUGGUAAAACUGCAGUCGCUGCUCGCCAAACAGCCUGCUGUGACAGCAGGGCGACCAGUGGACACCACCAGCAGAGCACCCACCGGUUCCCCCAGGACGAGUAACCGUUCCGCAGCGGCCAACGUAGCAAACGCCAUGCCACAGUCGGGUCAGACCAGUGAGGGUGUGUUGGCCAACUUCUUCAACAGUCUACUGACGAAGAAAGCAGGGACUGGGGGGCCCGGGACGCCAGGCGGUGGUAACAACACUCCAGGAACAGUACGCAAGUCAGGUUCGAAGCUGGGCCUGGGCGAUGUACAGGCAGAGCUGGACCGCAUAUCCAGCCGGGAGACCGACUCAGACCUGCCUAAUGCCAACGACACCCCUGCCACCGAUGGCCAGGACACAUGAAGACCAACGCACCCUGCACCCCCUCCCCCCAACUUCAGCCUCAUCUUCCACCUCCCUUGUUCUUCCUCCCUCCACUCACCUUCCACUUCAUUACAAAGAUGCGGGGAGAAAGAGGGAUGUUGGGGAAAAGGAUGGGUGGACACACUUCUCCCUCCCCGUCAUCUUUUAAAUUUCUCCUCGAGGACAAAAACUCACCCUCUCUUCCUAUGGCCCGUGCCCUACACCUUGUUCACCCCCCGCCCCUCUCUCUAAACCCCUCUCUUCUCUUCCUGGCUGUUAAGCUGAGGGCGAGUGUUUGUCACUGUUACAUAAAGACUGUCUGUUACAUGAGAGUUAAUGGGUAUGGAGGACCAACAGGGAGGCUGGGGUGAGAAGAUAUUAGGCGGGUUGAAAAAGAUCGAAAGCCAGGGUGUUAUAUCCCUCCAUUUCUUGUGAUGGUACAGUUAGUGUUUUACUGUAGGAACUGCUGAAGGGCGCAUGUUGAAGAAACUGUACUUUGGUACUCUAGGGAUGAUUGUGUGAUCGUGUGUUUAUUGUAUGUGGGGCAAGUCACGCUUUGCCUAAGGAAGAGACUCAGAACAAAAACAUAUGCCUGAGAAACAUUGCAAACGGACUUGUUUUUUUGUUUUGUUUUUUUAAGAUGAAGGGAUAAACCUACCAGUAUUUGUGUGUGUGUGUGUGUGUGUGAGAGAGAGAGAGAGAGAGAGAGAGAGAGUGAGGCACAUAGAGGAAAUUAAGGAAGUUACUUUAACUUAGACCUGUCUGUCGAGAGAUUUUUGGCUGUUUGCAUUUCAACCAAAAGGCAAAAAAACAUUACUAUGCUCUUACACUACAAGCUCUUAAAACAGUGCAUACACUAUUUUUACUGCAGCACUGUCUGCUAGACUACACAAACCAAACAUGACAAGAAAUAUACUUCAGAAUCAAAGUUCACACUCGAGCCCCAGUCCUGUGUAAGACACCUAAGGUCCAUCAUGGCACGCAGUUCUACAAUUGGCCACUCAUGUUACAUACUGCUGUAACCCUAUAGAUAGCAGACAGUGCACUGAAAAUGGAGGGUAGUAGAGAGUAGUGGGGGUGGGUAGCUGAGCUUUACUUGUACAGAAAGAAGCACUAGUGAUUCAGUUCCAUAGUUACUGUGGGUGAGGGUGGUGGGUGGACAGGGGGGGGGGGGGUCAGAGCAAGGGAGGGUCUCACCAAGAAUGUACAGUCAUUGUCUCGCUGAUUGGUCCUGUUAUUUCAGAGCUCUGUGUUGGCGUUUGUAUAAUCAGAUCUGUUAAUCAGUCAAAUAAAAGGUGUAUUUAUUCGGAUUCAUCCA